This is a messenger RNA of Sciurus carolinensis (gray squirrel), 3894 nucleotides long. RefSeq names its product zinc finger protein 266-like. Gene Ontology annotation, molecular function: DNA-binding transcription repressor activity, RNA polymerase II-specific. Lineage: Eukaryota; Metazoa; Chordata; Mammalia; Rodentia; Sciuridae. The record is from RefSeq and is a predicted model, not a curated record. Gene Ontology annotation, biological process: negative regulation of transcription by RNA polymerase II.
UCUUUUCCGCUGCUGACUCCGGGCAGCCGAGUACCUUUUCACCUUCGUGGUCCUGGGGCUUCUUACGGCUUCGGUGGGGCCGGGUGGGACCGACCGGCGCUGGAAGGGGGCGGUGAAAAUAAGCGUGUGGCCCGGGCCGCCGAGGAGCCUCUCGGGUGAGGCCUCACCCGUCCCGCUCGCGUCCGCCGGGCUGCGCCUCCUCCCGGGGUCGCCGGUGCUGCUCGGCCGCUCGGGCUGUCCUGUCAGGAGCCACGUCGUGACUGCGGGUAAACGCGCUUCCUCGGGGUUUUUACAGACGCGACGAUUGCCUCUUCAGGAGCCUCCGAGGCAGGCUGUGUGGAUUAUUCCCGGGAGGAGAGACGUUCCGGCCGCUCGGGUCCCGGUGGCUGCGCCCCGCGACCCCGCGCCGGGACCGAGGGCUCGCUCUGUGCUGCGGACCGCUUCGGCUUGCGCGCCCCGCCUGCGUCUCAGGCACGUUGCCUUUAGGUGUCUUGGACGUGCUGCUUUCCGUCGGUAACCGUGAACUUGGGCAGACCGCGAGUCCUUCCCCUAAAGGACAAGAAUACUCGUUCUUAUCUGAAGUGCGUGGCUGCGCCGCCCGCAGAGCUUCGCCACGGUGGCCUGUGGAAGACACGAUGGAGACUUGAUUGCACUUAAUAUUUCAACUUAUCAUUUUCUCUCCAGAAAGGAGCCUUGCAGCCUCAUUGGGCAUCCACCUCUGAAAGGACACAUUUCCUGUUUUCCAGAUGACCUCUGGGGUACCUCAGCAACAUUAUCAUCUCAUAUCAUCUUCGCAGACAACAUCUUACUAUAUAUAUCUUUCUCUAGGACUACAGGAAUGCAUUUAACCUUAUAUACAGUGAAACAGAGAUUGCCAUUAUCCACUUAAAUGCAUAAGCUGCCCUGACGUGUGCGUGGAAUCACAGGCAUAUUUCACCAUCAGCCUUACGGGAUGGAAGCCAUUAAUUUGUCCCAUGACUUAUUUUCUAGGGCCCCAAUCUGCCUUCAUGAAGAAAGGACAGAGGCAGAAAGGAUAGCGGUUGACUGCCCGACAAAUUGUUAUCAGGAGCCUGUGACCUUUGAGGACGUGGUCGUGGACUUCUCCCAGGAAGAAUGGGCUUUACUGGACCAAACUCAGAGAAGCCUAUACAGAGAGGUGAUGCUGGAGAACUACCAGAACCUGGCUGCUGUAGGAUGUCAGCUCAUCAAACCCAGCCUGAUCUCUUGUUUGGAAGCAGAAGAAGAGUUGAGGACAGUGGAGAGAGGUGUCAUCCAAGAAUGGGCAGCACUUCAACAGGAUGUUUUUUGGUUAAAAAUGGCAAGUGGGAUACAACCGGCAAGUAGCCACAAUGGAGAGGAGCUCUAUGACUUUAAGCCACAUGGAGAAAUCUUCAAAGAACACUCACACUUUCUGACACACCUGGGUACUCAAAUUAGAGGGAACGCUUGGGAUUAUGAUCAGUUUGGAAAUGACUUUCCUACUCUGCACAAGGACACUUCUACAGAGAAACUUGCUGUGUUCAGUCGAUAUGGAAAAGAUUUCGGUGUGACUCCUGGUGUUGCUUACCAGGCAACUUGUAUGCAGGCCAAAUCAUUUGAAUGCAGUGACUUCGGGGAAGCUUUUGUUAGUCAGUCUCACCUUCCGGCACAUGGGAGAAUUCACAGUGAAGACAAGCUCUUCCAGUGGGAGCAGUGUGGUGAUGCCUUUAAUCGCUCCAUGAGCCAAGCUACACAUGUUCAAACAUACACUGGGAAAAAAGCCUAUGAAUGUAAGGAGUGCGGAAAAAGUUUUAAAUAUUCUGCCAAUCUUAAUAUUCAUAUGCGAACCCAUACAGGAGAGAAACCUUAUCAGUGUAAGGAAUGUGGCAAAGCCUUUUCUAGGUGUUAUCCACUAACUCAGCAUUUAAAAACUCACACUGAAGAAAAGCCCUUUGAAUGUAAAGUUUGUGGAAAAUGCUUUAGAAAUUCUUCAUGCCUUAAUGAUCACUUUCGAGUGCACACUGGAAUAAAACCCUAUAAAUGUAAGGACUGUGGCAAAGCCUUCACAGGGCGUUCUGGCCUUAGUAAACACUUGCCAACUCACACUGGAGAGAAACCAUAUGAGUGUAAGGAAUGCGAGAAAGCCUUCACUUCAUCCUCAGGCCUUAUCAAACACAUGAAAAGUCACACAGGAGAGAGACCCUUCGAAUGUGACCAUUGUGGGAAAGCUUUUGCUUCUUCCUCAUCCCUUAUUACACAUUUGAGAACACACACUGGAGAGAAACCCUUUGAGUGUAAGGUAUGUGGGAAAGCAUUUACGUGUUCUUCUUACCUUCGCAUUCAUAUGCGAACUCACACUGGAGAAAAACCCUAUGUAUGUAAGGAAUGUGGCAGAGCCUUCACCGAGCGCACAAGCCUCACUAAACAUUUACGAACACACACUGGAGAGAACCCCUUUGAGUGUGACAUGUGUGGGAAAGCAUUUGCGUGUUCCUCCUAUCUUCACAAUCACGUGCGAAUUCACACGGGAGAGAAACCUUAUGUAUGUAAAGAAUGUGGGAAAGCCUUCACUGUUUCCUCACACCUAGUAACAUGUAGAAUUCACACAGGAGAGAAACCUCAUAAAUGUGAGGAAUGUGGGAAAGCCUUCACUGUGCGCUCAGGUCUCACUAAACAUGUUCGAACUCACACUGGGGAGAAGCCCUAUGAUUGUAAAGAAUGUGGGAAAGCCUUCACUACGUCCUCGGGCCUCAUCGAACAUAUAAGAAGUCACACAGGAGAGAAACCCUAUGAAUGUGACCAGUGUGGGAAAGCCUUUGCUUCCUCCUCAUAUCUUAUUGCACAUUUAAGAAUUCACACUGGAGAGAAGCCCUUUGAAUGUAACAUGUGUGGGAAAGCAUUUACGUGUUCUUCCUACCUUCACAUUCACAUGCGAACUCACACUGGAGAGAAACCCUAUGAAUGUAAGGAAUGUGGGAAAGCCUACUGUUACUCACACCUAAGUAAGCACAUAAGAAUUCACAGUGGAACAAAACCCUAUAAAUGUAAGGAUUAUGGGAUGGCUUUCAAUAGUUCUUCUCAUCUUACUGAGCAUAUGGAAACACUGGCAAGAAACUCUUUGGAUGUAAGGAAUGAGGAAACUGCUUUAGGAAGCCCUCUUGCCUUAGUAAUACAUUCAGAUUCACAGUGGCAAGAAACCUUAUCAAUGUAAGCCAUGUGUAUUCAUCUGUCACUUCAAAGACCUCCCACAUUCCAAGAUGCCCCAUGAACUUAAGUGUGGGAAGUCAUCAGAAGCUGUUCACAAUCCAACAUGCAAGAACUCGCCUUGAGCUGUACCAUGUCAGAAACAUAGAAAGCUGUCAACUAUUUCUUGGGAUCUCACCGAAUGUAUAAGAUUUUCAGUGGAGAGAAACAUCAAUAUAAGAUGUGGAAAAGUUGUAGUUCUGCUAAGUGCUUUGAUGGUCAGUCACCUCUGAUAGCCCAAAUGGAGAAAGAAGUCAUGAAAGUAAAGUGUUGGCAAGUCAUUUUUUACAUUAUUCUUCAACUUUUAAUAAACAUGAUAUUCACACUUAAGAGAAAUUGUUCAUCUAUGGGAUAUGAGAAUUGCUUCCCUGGAUCCUGAAAAGCUGACAAGAGAUGUGGUUUUCUUGGUGAUGGUAUAGAUUGCUUUUGAACACUUAUGGUUUCAAUAUUUCAAAUAUUUUGAAUAUUUGUGUAUUCUUACAACUUUUCAGUUUCAAAUGUCUGAUUACUACUUUUUUGCUUUUUCUGCUAACAUUACUGAGAUAUGACUGAUUACUAAAAUUGUAUAUAUUUAGGGUAUACCAAUCUGAUUUAUAAUAUAUGUAUACAUUGUGAAAUGAUUACUACAAUCAAGCUAAUUAAAAUGUCCCUUAUGUGAUAUAGUGAGUGACC